AUGUGGCGGCUGUCGCUGCCGCUCCUGGCCUCUUCGUCUUCGUUCUCCAACAGCCGUCGCCAUGUGGGGCGCGAGGCGGUCUUCUUGCCGUGGGACGCGCGGCCGUGGCCCUCGUACGAGACGCACGCCGACCAGUGGCGGUUCCUGGAUCGCACCCUCUCCGCCGUUGUUGGCAUGACACCUGCUGAAGUCUCGGCGAAGUCCUUGCGACUCUGCCCGCGGCAUCUCCUGCAGGAAAUUGAGGACCCCGUGCUUGCGCUGCAGCGGCGACGACAGCGGGAGGCGCAGCACACACCGAAACUGCAGCAGCAGCAGCAGCAGCAGCAGCGGCGGCGAAAGAGUGACGCAGCUCCACUCAGUGCGCCCGCUGGGGCACACCCGAGUUGCUUCGCGCAGACCAACAACAACGGCAAGAACAAGGCCAAGGGCGGCGGUGGUGCGCUGGAGGAGCGGGGGGAAAACACGACGGUGCCCAGGCCGGCGCCCGCGACCAGUGCUUCCAGGGGUGGCCCCAGGAUCAACCGCACCCAAAAGAAGAGGGAUGUGACGGGAAAGCCUUUUGGGGCGUAUUCUGGCAUUCCCACAUCAUCAACCGCAGCUGCAGCGGCACCACGUGCGCCUACAAGGUUGUCUACUUCCACGACGAGGAGUAAUGUUUGUAAUAACGGCACCGAGAAUGCUUCGGCCACCCGAUCUUCUUUUUCGGCACGCCCAACAACAGCAGCAUCAGCAGCGGAGGGUAGGAUGCCGGGACGCCAACCACGCGCUGAGAAGCGCACAACUGACGCAGUGGGAGAAAAAGGGGAAACGAGGCGCAGCGACAAGGACAGCAUUAAGAGUCAGUCGAUGUCUAAAAGGCUAACAAGCACGGUCUCGGGCGAGGCGAUCAAAAGUGGUGAGGCGGAGGAAAAACGUGUAGCAGCCAGAGAAUCCGUGGACCUAGAGCGGAAUAACUCCCUUGCACAACCGCCGCCAACAGGAACAAAACAGCCACGCAGUCAAGGCAAAGGGGCUAAACGUGGAAAAAAGGGGCAAUAA
Molecule: messenger RNA, 1038 nt
Organism: Trypanosoma conorhini
Lineage: Eukaryota; Euglenozoa; Kinetoplastea; Trypanosomatida; Trypanosomatidae
Exons: 1
Coding region: 1-1038 (345 amino acids)
Source: RefSeq, a predicted model, not a curated record